GGCAGUGAUGGAUAAAGUGUUGGAGAUGGGAGAAGGCAUCAAAGUCACAGAUGCUCCAGUCCACACCAGAAGGGAUGAUUUGGUUGCCAAUAAAUCAAAGAAAAGAGAACUUUCAAACAGCAGUGCUAAUGAAAAGAUAAAAGAACAACUUUCUGCACCAGAAAAGGCUGAUGAGAAAGAUACUUGCAUGGAAUUUGACACAACACUUGAAUGCACUGGAAACGGCAGCCGAGAUGUCGAUCACACCAGAAUCCCAGGCCUGGAUGGCUUUCCUUCUAGUCGACCAUCAACUCCUUUAUCUGAACCUCAGGUUGAAGUUCCAGUCUGUAUGGCACCAUCCACCAGCUCGAAUCAAAGGGAGGCUCGACAGAUUUCAAAAGAGACUGAAGUGAAGAAAGUUAGUGCUCCUACGCAGGUUCUUGUGAACCAACAGAAGACACUGCUGCAUCAGCCUGACACUCCAGCACAAGCCAAGAACUUCUCGUCUAAUUCUGCAGAAGUUAAGCCCAGUAUUCAGCCAGACAUUGUUGAUCGCCCUGCCUCAAUUGGCAAUUCCCAAAAAGCUGUGCAGCCCCCUGUUUCAGAAAGCUGCAAGACCCCCGUAAUGGUGGUCAGUUUAACUCCUGAGGCUAUAAAAGAGAAGCAGACCUUUUACAACAAACUCUACAAAGCUAUAGCGUGGAAGUUGGUGUCAGCUGGUGGUUUCAGCAAUGAGCUUAACCAUUUGAGCAUUUUGACUAACUGCAUACAGUCAGUAAAGGGGACCCUUGAAAGUGUGUGUGUUCCCCUGAAAGAUAUUUCUGAAUUGCAUUUACCACAAAGCUCUGCACGUGAAGGGAUUGUUUGUGAACUAAGGUGCAAGGCUGUGUAUUUGGCAACAGGAUAUGGCAAAUGCAAAGUGAGUGCCAAAGACAUGGCAGCAAAAGAGGCAAUGAAAUUGUUCUUGAAACACAGGGUUACGGUGAAGAUAUGUAAAAGAAAAUUCAAAGGAAGUGAAAUUGAGGAUUUAGUACUUUUGUGUGAAGAAUCAUAUCGGUUAAACCUAGCUCCUGCAUUAGUGAAUCCCUCAGAACCUAAUACAAGGUAAAAAAAAAAAAAGAAGCGUUUUGUAAAUCUUCUAAUGAAGUAAUUGGAAAAGUGUUAUGUGUGUGUAUAUACUUAGAAAAAUGCAACAGAAUUCUUAUAUUACUUGAUGAUUGUAAAAGGCACAUAUUGCAGUUGUAGUUAGUUGUUUGUUUCGUUUGAGAUAAAAAAAUGAAAGCUGCAGUGCCUUACAAUUUCUAAAAUUGAAAGAAAUAUUGUGGUCAAGUUUUUUUUUUCUGGACUGUUGGUGCAAAUCUAAUAUGAAUAAGUACUAUUGAACUUGAAGUACCCUUCAAUUUACAAUAAUUAAUGUUCUUACGACUACUUGAAUUAGCAUAAAGGAGAAACAGACAAUAUAUCUUGUAUUUUUUUUGUAAUGUGUAUAGUAGAUCCUCUGUGAUACUCCAUCAUUGUGUCCAGGUACUAAUUGAAGUGCCCUCUUAUUCCACGCCAGCAAUAUGACUUAAUUUCAAAAUAAAGCUGUCUAUGUACCAGUUAUGGAUAACCCCCACAACGUGUGUUUAUAAAUGAUCAAAUAAAAAUAAAAUUCUGUAGAUGCUGGACAUCUAAAAAGCAAAGUACUAGUGAAAUUCAAAUCUGGCAGCAUCUGUGGAAAGAGAGCUGAUGUUUUGAGUCCAAUGUCACUUCAAUCAUCGGAAGAUUCUAAAACAGUAAUAUCUUCCCAUUUUAAUUUGUUAACUAUCAAUUUAUUCAAAAGUGUUGGAACUGUAGGUUUAUGGAAUUGGUCCCUAAAAUCUAGGUUAAAAGCACUGAAACUGAAUUUAAUUGGAUAAAUAACUAGAAAGAGAAAAGAUUCAGUCAUGUGACCAGUCUUUUGGUCACCGAGCAAGUUAGCAUACCUUUGGUCAGGGAACCAUGUAUACUUUAGACUGAACAGAGUCUGGAAUAAAGCAUACUACCUAUUUCAGGUCGAAGAUUCUGAUCAUAUCACAGUGCUGCUUUCACUGGACUUAAAUUUAACUACGAGACUGACAUUUCACAUUAGGUGGAUGCUUCAGUUGUAUUUUGUUUGCAAAUCAGCAAUGAGCUGCAACUCUAUUUUGAUUGAACAGGUAUCAUUCCUAACCCUAAACUGAUGUGGCAACCCAGUGAAAGCAAUGAUCCAACCGACCCAAAUUCUGAACUUGAUCUAAAAUGACACAUUCUAUUCUAAAGUUUGCUUUAAAUAAAUUUUAUACAACCUCGUGAAAAACGUAUCAUUUUUGCUGCUCUCAGCUACUUACCUUUCACUUGAGGCAGAAGUGUUCACCCUUUUAAUGUUUUAUUUUCUAUUGCUUGUAAACACUAUUAAAAUCUCUAGUUCUCCCAUCAGUUAAAGAAACAUUAUAGCACCGAGUUUCCAAUAUGCUAAUGUAGAAUUGGUUUAAGAUUUUUUCAUUUGUCAAUUUUUAAUUUUUUUAAUAGUUUCUGAUUUUAUUUUGUUAUUUUAAUGUAUCAGCCAACAUUUCAAUGCCUUAGCCACACAUUUGAUGCCAUCACAAUUUAAAAUAAAGUCAAUUCGGAACUAACAAAUUGAAACACUAAGAUAUUGAAUUAAUACAACUAUUGUGUCAUACAGCAAAUGCUUUCUUACUAACAGAGUCAGCAGAAGCUGAUUAUCUAGAGCAAACUAUGGACUUUACAGACAAUUCUAGUUAGUGAAGGGAGCUGCGUAGUAAGGAAUAACUGCUAUACCUUGUAUUGACAGAUAAGUUUAGAUGAUGGGAGCUGAAAGGCAGAUGUGUACAAGCAAUGGAAUGGAUGUAGUAUUGAAAUUGAGCCCGAAAUAGUUAGUAUCUUAAUUUCUUGAAAUAAUUACCUGGAUGACAAAUAUUGACCUUUUCAAUACCUGACAAAAACCUGCGUAAUAUGUAGUUUUAAUUGUAAGAUUCUCAAUGGGAGCUAUAAUCAAAAUAUAUUUUAAUUCAGUUUUAAUUGAUACUGUACAUGACUUAAUGAGCAGGAUAACCACAAACUAGACGGUGAAGGGAAGAGAUCAAAGAUUUUUACUGUUGCACUUAAGUUGCAUCUUAUGUAUUUUGUGAUUUCGUUCGAAUGUAAGGUUUUGUCUUUAACCUUUCUAUGUCAUAGCCUGUAUUUAUCAGAGGAUUUUGGUACAUUAGAAUGGAUGUGGGAAAUAUUUGUAUUGUCUGUCUCCUCGAAUUGUUGAAACCAGAAGUUCAGUGAUAGAUUUUUGUCAUUCAUGACUUGAAUUGUGUAGAAGGAAUAUUUGGAAUGACACACCAUCAGGCUGAUCCACCGGCAUUUAGAAGCUCAGAUUGGAAGGCUGGUUUUCAUUGAGAGUUCACUUCCCUUUCUGGCUGAGGUUACCAUGGAGGACUCUCCUCCUCAAACCUCUCCCCUCGCCUGAGGUAUAGUGACCAUCCAGGUAAAACCACCACCGUCUCUUUCUAACAAGAAAGCAGCCCUGUGGUCCAGAAGGACUAUGGUGACUUUACCUCUCAAAGCCUUGAAACCCCUUCUGAAAUAUAAUGCCAACAAUGAAGACACUACUCCUUAGACCUACCUAGUGACUUAUAUUACAUGGAAAGAUAAUAUAAAGGGUAAGGAUUCAAUAAUCUACAAAUGUUGAAGUAAACAGUUCCUUUAAUAAAUGUUAACUUAGAAUUGAGGAUUAGUAGACAAAAUACUGACUUUGGGAGAAAUUAGACAGAACUGAAGUAAUUCACAGAAUUGUUACAGCAUAGAAGAAGGCUUUUUCAGGCCUGCAUGCCUGCACUGCCAGUCCAAAUGAACAGUUCUCUCCGUGACAUUCCCCAGCUGUCUCUUCAUAACUCUGUACAUUCUUUCUAUUCAAAUAGCAAUCUACUUCCCUUCUGAAUGUGUCAACUGCACCUACCUGUUAUAUUCUGUCCAGCAGUUCAUUCUAACUCUCACUUCAUCCUUCUCUUUUCCAAUGAGAACAACCCUAAUUUCCCCAACCUAUAUUGACUACUGAUGCUCCCAAUGCUGGAACCAAUAUCGAGAAUCGUUUUGCAUUUUCUCCAAUGUGUUCGCAUCCUCCCUAAAGUGAGGCACUUAGAAUUGGACUCAAUUAAAGUUUUCUUGAGGGAAUGUUUUUGAAUUCAGAUUAUAUGGAAGGUUAGAAUGUCAUGGAAAAUUGGUUUGUAUCAUAGACAUUGAGAGACAUCAUCCACCUACCAUCCAUUUUUACAGUAUUUACAGCACAGAAAUGGCAUUCUUCUCAAUAUGUUCAUAUCUUUGUUUAUGCUUUGUGCAAGCUUCCUUCGACAAUUUUAUUUCCAUAAUAUGGAGACCAGAACUGUUCACAGUAUUUUAGCUGUGUUACAAACAUGGUCCUGUGCAGGUUGAACACAACUUGCCUGCUUUUCAGUUCCACCCUUCUUGAAAUGAAACCCAUGUUCUGUGUGUGCUUUUCUUUAUUAACCUGUGUUACUGUUUUGUGAUUUGUCUGCCUAUUUCACUCAACCCACUGCCCCCGAUCCUUCUGCCAUCUUCUGUCCUUUUGACGCUUAUGCUCCAAGAGUAUGAGGCCUCUUUAUUCUUCACACCAAAAUGCACUUCCUCAUACUAUGUUGAAGUGCAUUUGGCAGUGACACUCAAAAAUCAGUAAGUUUAUUAAUGUCGUCCUGUAUAUUGUCACAAUCUUCCUCUGUGUUAAUUAGACCUUCCCAAAAUGGUGCGCAACCCCCUAAUUCUGUUAUAGCAUUUUUGAUUCCCAAGUUAGUUUAAGUUGUUCGUGUAAAUAAUGAACAGCAGUGGUCCAAGCACUGAUCUCUGAGGCACCCAAUUUUUACUAUUAAAGAAGACUCCUAUGCAGAAGAGUGGUGUUCCAUUUAAAAUUAAUUUGAGUAUUCUUUAUAUAGUAGUUCAGAGUAAUCCUAAAACACAAUUGUAAGCAUUUGUUUUGCAAUAUUGAAAUAGUCAAGCUUUCAUAAGUAAUUUUAAUAGCUGUACAAGAGCAUAUCUGCUUUAAGACAGGAAAAAUAAUGACAGGGAGAGACCUGUUCACACUGUUAAAUUGAACCUUAAAAAUAUUAUUCUGUUCUUCACUUGGCAGGGGUCUCAGCUCUGCUUCCGGCUUUGAGAUUCACCUAAAUGCUUUUAAAUACAAACGCCAAUUUUUUGUCAUUUUUCUAAUUGAAAGGUUAGAUGAAAUUUAUGUUGAUCUACAGACAAUUGGAUAUCUUUUUUGUGUUGUGAGCAACUUAACUUCAAUAACAUCGUUAGCUUAAGUAGACUUUAAUCCCAUUAUUGACGAGUUUGAUUAGAGUAGGAUAAAAAAACAAAAAAUUGUGAAAACCAUUUCAGAAAAUUCAGCAAUUCAGGUAGCAUCUGCAGAGCAAGGAACAGAGUUAGCAUGGCAUUUCAUGAGAAUUGGCUACAAAAUGUUUAAUUUUGCAUUUUCAAAUUACUAUUGAAAAUUGCUUUUGUGUGAUAUUGCAAGUGAUUGUACUUUAAUUAGGUUAAAACCGUCUUGUACUGAAUCCCUUUUUCUGUCCCUUUUAUAUACACAGCAGUUAGGUAAUUGGUUAAAUAAUUUGAAAAUAGAGUUGAUGCCACGCUCUUAUGUUUUCAAAUUUAAAUAUAAUGUUACAAUCUCCAUACAGACCAAUAAUGAUUUAAAGAAAUUUGAAAUCCCAGUUAUUCAUUGAAAAGAAUGUACAAGAUUCCAUGUUUUAGACAUCUUCUACGGUGACAGAUUUCAAAACAAAACAAGUACUACUAAUAAUACAUUUCAUAAGCCCCUGUAACUACACCAAAAAUCUGAACAGAAUUCCUCCCAUUCUACUUUUAAUUUCAACCAAGAAUUCCUUUUAACAUGAAAGUUUUGAGACUGAUCACUUAAUUCUCCUGGAACCAAUCCUAAUCAUAACCCAACGGAUUAUAAGAGUGCCCAGGAAUUCAGUGAUCCUCUUUCAUUUCCCAGUUUUGGAAAUCUCAUUUUCUGCAAGGAUUGCACAGCUGAUCUCUUCUAUUAUCACUAGAUUAAUUUGACAGUGUUUUAUUCCUCAUCAGUUUAGACUUUUCAUUCUCAACGGGGGUCUUGCAAUUCCUGCGCAGUAAUACCAAAUCAGAAAUGCUCCUGGUUCCUGAUGACUCUUUGCCCCUUGUUCUUGUUUUUGCUGGGCACGGAGUGCCCUCUCAGAGUGACUGCCCCACAGGCUAUGAAAACAGAAAUAUAUUAAAACAAAACAAUCUUCCCCUCUCAGCUAUCUCUGUGGUCAUGUGACAGAUGGUCUGUUUUCAGAACCAGUUAAAUUUUAUUUUUCAAACAAAAGAAAGGGUUUAAAUUGUAAAAUCCUUCAUGUACACAAGUCGCUAUAAAACCAUCCUUUGUUUUGGGGUAACUACGUGAGUUAGGAAGUCAUAUUGCAGCUGCACAGGAUGUUGGUUCAGCCGCUUUUGAAGUAUUGAGUACAAUUCUGGUCUCCCUCCUAUAGGAAGGAUGUUGUGAAACUAGAAAUGGUUCAGAAAAGAUAUACGAGGAUGUUGCCAGGGUUGGGAGGUUUUGAGCUACAGGGAGAGCCUGAAUAGUCUGGGGUCAUUUUUCCUGGAGUGCUGGAGGCUAAGGUAUGACCGUGUAGUGGUUGAUAAAAUCAUGGGCAUAGAUAGGGUAAAGGGGCAAGGUCUUUUGCCUGGGCUAGCAGAGUCCAAAACUAGAGGGCAUAGGUUUAAAUUCAGACAGGAAAGAUCUAAAAGGAACCUAAGAGGCAACUUUUUCACAUAGAGGAUGGUGCGUAUUUGGAAUGAGCUGUCAGAGGAAAUGGUGGAGACUGGUAUGAUUACAAUAAUUAAAAAGCAUUUGGAUGGGAAUAUGAAUAGGAAGUGUUUAGCAGGAUAUGGGCCUAUAGCUAGCAAAUGAGAUUUACUUAAGGUAUCUGGUUGGCAUGGACAAGCUGGACCGAAGGGUCUGUUUCCGUGCGGUAUAUCUCUAUGACUCACACUGUGGCUUCACCAUUUUAAUGCCCUUUGACCUGCAGUUACCCCAGGCCUGUCUGCCAGCUAUCUAGAUGAAUCUUUUUUCACCCAUCUACAUUUAAAAUCAGUCUUCAGAACCAGAAUAAUAUCUUACAAACCAGAAGUUACAAUCCUAGUACAUAGUAAUUUUAAGAUUACGCACUUGUAACAGUAGGUUUCUGACCCAUGAAAUGAUUAAGUGUGCACACAGCUAAAGAGAAUGCAUGUAUUUCACUGAUAUUGGGACUAUCAGUGUCAUUGUGAAAGUGAAUUAACAACAUUCUGUUUGUGUAAAAAAAAAGGGUUUGUAAAAUGAUUAAUAUAGAUGCAUAAAUGAAAAUCCUUGGGGGGGUUGGAUUGUGAAAGUAACUAAAGGGAGAUUAAUGAGACAACAUUAGCAAAAAUGUGAAUGCCAAAAUUAAGUUAGAGUCAUAGUCAGACAGCACGGAAAUAGACCCUUCAGUCCAACUAGUCCAUGCAAACAGUGUUCCCAAACUAAACUAGUCCCACCUGCCUGUACUUGGCCCAUAUCCCUUCAAACCUUUCCAAUUCAUGAACUCAUCCAAGUGUCUUUUAAAUGUUGUAGCUGUACCUGCAUCCACCACUUCCUCUGGAAGUUCAUUCCACACAUGAACCACUUCUUUGAAAAAAAAAAAAAAAAUUGCCCAUCAUGUCUUUUUAAAAUCUUUCUCCUCUCACCUUAGUAAUAUACCCCUAGUUUUGAACUCCCCCACCCUAGGGAAAAGACCCUGAUCAUCCACCUUAUUUAUACCCCUCAUGAUUUUAUAAACCUCAAUAAGGUCACCCCUCAGUCUCCUCUGUUCCAGGAGAAAAAGUCCCAACCUUUCCAGUCUAUUUUUAUAUCUCAAACCCUCCAUUUGCGGCAACAUCCUAGUAAAUAUUUUCUGAAACCUCUCCAGUUUAAUAAUAUUCUUGCUAUAACAGGGCGAUGAGAACUGCACACACUACUCCAGUUGCAAUCAUGCAGUGAGUUUGUGUAAAAUACUUGUGUUUCAGGGUUCCAGUUCUUCAAUAUAGACCUUUAAAUGUUAUGAGAAUUAUUUCCUAUAAUCCUUCAUGCACUGAUAAUGUUAAAGUUAAUUCUUAAACAUAUUUCUUGCAUCAUUCAAUGGUCUGAACAGGUAAUGCAGUAUGAGAAGAAUUAAUUUAAUUUUGGCAAUAAAAUUCAAGAUGUAGAUUUGGGAUGUUUUAAAAUACUGUAACCAAUCGGUUGCUUAUUGAAUUUAAAGAUGUGUAGUACCUAGUAGGGCUGUUUUUAUUGUAUUUAGUGGAUAUUGUAAGUAAAGUUUAUGCCAGAAUGGGAGACAGAAAACAAGAGAGUCCCAAUUUCAGUUUAGUAGAUUUUAUGUCUAUUACAUUUGAAUUUAAUGGCCAACAAGUAGCAAUCUGACAUACUGUUUGUUUGAAUUUGAAAGUGGUCUCCUCUGUGCAUUCUGGCCACCAGUGAUCCUUACCAGGUUCAAAGCUUCAGCCAUAAAGGUAGUGAAGCUGAUUUAAAAUGUAAAGAGCUCCUUGUCAGUAUCAAAUGUUCAGGUUACUACACUGUUUAUUACAGGACCAGCACUGUGUACUAUAUUGUGAAAAUUUAGAAGUCAGAAUUUGUACAAGAUUGCUGUCUACUACUGGCAACACAUUUGUUAAAGCAAUCUACUGAUGCACCUUUACCUACUAUAGUACGGUAUGGUCAAUUCUGAGUUGUGCUUGUAAUCUUUUAUCAAUUCGUUAAAGUCAGUGAUCUUCUAUUCUAGAUUUGGUGUAGGCUUUACACAUCAAUAUAAGUUUGUUUCGGAACAUGAUGUAUAAAACAAACCCUUUCAACUGUUCAUCUUUUUGUUUUGUAAUUUUAAAUAUUAAAAAUAUUUCAUCUUUGG
This is a messenger RNA of Rhincodon typus (whale shark), 8918 nucleotides long. RefSeq names its product CDKN2A-interacting protein-like. Lineage: Eukaryota; Metazoa; Chordata; Chondrichthyes; Orectolobiformes; Rhincodontidae. The coding region runs from base 8 to 1087 and encodes 359 amino acids. The record is from RefSeq and is a predicted model, not a curated record. The transcript is spliced from 2 exons. Gene Ontology annotation, cellular component: nucleolus; nucleoplasm.